AACUUUCGUCUUUUUUUGUUAUAAAAGAAAGAAAUACAAAGUCGUAUAAAAAAAAGAGAGAGCGAAACAGGAGGAAGCAGCAACACGGAAAAGGUGGAGGAGAAAAAGAGAGUACUUGUUGUGGUAUAAAGAAUGAAGGAGUGAGUUUGUGUGUGAGUUUUAUAAAAAUAAAAAAGCAGGAGCAUAUCACACAAACAAACAACGUAGAAAGGGUUCGAAUGACGAGUAAUGGAGAAGGGGGAGAGGUGGUGGCGAAGAGGAGGAGGAAGGGAAUUAAGGAGCUAGUGCAGGUGGCUCUCAGGGGAGGUUGUUUGGCUGCUUCAGCCACGGCCAUGGCGGUGAUGCUGACCGCUACUGAGGAGGGAGUGGCAGACAUCUACGGCUUCAAGCUCACUCUCUCCUCCAACUGGUCUUUCUCUCCCUCCUACCAGUAUGUGGUGGGGGCAUGCGCAGGGACCGUGCUCUACUCCCUGUUACAGCUCUGCCUCGGUGUUUACAGACUCGUCACCGGAUCUCCCAUCACGCCUUCCCGCUUCCAAGCUUGGCUUUGCUUCACCUCCGAUCAGCUCUUUUGUUAUUUGAUGAUGAGCGCUGGAUCAGCCGGUUCCGGAGUUACCAACCUCAACAAAACCGGCAUCAGGCACACUCCUCUCCCCGACUUCUGCAAGACCCUUUCUUCUUUCUGCAAUCAUGUCGCCCUGUCUCUCCUCUUAGUCUUCCUCUCCUUCAUCUUCCUCGCUUCCUCUUCCUUCUUUACUGUCCUUGUGCUCUCCACUCCCUAG
This is a messenger RNA of Arabidopsis thaliana (thale cress), 782 nucleotides long. RefSeq lists its product as uncharacterized. The transcript has 3 exons. The record is from RefSeq and is marked reviewed. Bases 219 to 782 code for a protein of 187 amino acids. Gene Ontology annotation, cellular component: plasma membrane. Lineage: Eukaryota; Viridiplantae; Streptophyta; Magnoliopsida; Brassicales; Brassicaceae.